ACUUGUGCCAUUCUCGGUCAUAUCACGAACUAUGAGCGAUCAUGAACACAUCAGCAGCUGAACAUGUCUGGCUGCUCUGACCGAUCAUGAGUAACACGUGGGAGAGUGGUGAGGUGGUUGUCGUUCGAUUAACUUGUAAGUGAAUGGUUGGGACGGUCAUGUGAAGUAUGGCCAAUUCGCAGCGGAGUGUACCAAAUAUAUUAGUAACAGGAACCCCAGGUGUAGGCAAGUCAACGUUAUGUGAACAGCUGGCAGAAAGGACAGGACUAGAGUGGCUUGAGGUGGGGCAGAUUGCCAAGGACUGUGAGUGCUUUGAAGAGUUCGAUGAAGUGUACCAGUGUCCGGUAUUGGAUGAAGACAAGCUCAUAGAUGAGAUGGAGGACAAAAUGGGACAGGGAGGCAAGAUAGUUGACUAUCAUGGCUGUGACUUCUUUCCUGAGAGAUGGUUUGACAUAGUGUUUGUUCUGCGGACCAAUAAUACUGUCUUGUAUGACAGGCUGGGUCAUCGUGGCUACACUGGGAAGAAGCUGGAAGACAACGUGCAGUGUGAGAUAUUUCAGACAAUAUUGGAGGAAGCGCAGGAAGCCUACAAGAUGGACAUUGUACAUGAACUGCCAAGCAACACACCCGAUGACAUGGAGGAAAACGUGGACAAGAUUACAGCAUGGGUUGAGGAGUGGAAGCUCAGGGCACUCAGCUAGCAUGCGACUUUCACCCAUCUAGAUGCUUCGUACCAUUUGCAUUUAGCAUAAACUGUAUGUUAGUAAAUUAAUGCAGCAGUUCAUGUAACACUUCAUCUUACAGGCAACAGAAUUUGUCACUCUUAUUUUAAGGUUAGGUUGGGCACCUGUUCUGACCUCAUAACUGCUUGCUCUUAUCUUCCUUUGCUGUGCAGUCUUCAUAUCUACACAAGUAAAGCUAUCCCUAUAACAGGCCAUGGAGGCCCAUAGGGUUGUGAGACAUCAAGGCUCCCACAUUUUCUAGAC
This is a messenger RNA of Cryptotermes secundus, 986 nucleotides long. It is a transcript of the gene Ak6, whose product is annotated as adenylate kinase isoenzyme 6. The record is from RefSeq and is a predicted model, not a curated record. The coding region runs from base 168 to 701 and encodes 177 amino acids. NCBI's taxonomy places the organism in Eukaryota, Metazoa, Arthropoda, Insecta, Blattodea, Kalotermitidae. The transcript has 4 exons. Gene Ontology annotation, cellular component: cytoplasm; nucleus. Gene Ontology annotation, molecular function: ATP hydrolysis activity; AMP kinase activity; ATP binding.